AUGCAGUUCUCCGUCCUCUCUCUCAUCUUCGCCAGCGUCGCCGCCGCUCAGAACGUGGCCACUCUCUACUCCGAGCCCAACUUCCAGGGCUCCACCUUUGACAUCAGCGGCACUGACGAUGCUCUUGGCGCCUGCAACCCCGUCACUGGAUUCCCCAUCGUCCAGUCCAUCAAGAUCAAGGCCGGCCACGCCUGUGAUCUCUACAACACUGCCGCCUGCGACAUUCCCUAUGCCGCUUACAGCGCCGACACCGCCGAGACCAUCAUCUUCGGCGCCUUCUCCGCCUACUCGUGCGCCGUCGCCAUCCCCGGUGGCCCUUUCGGCGGCAACUAA
Messenger RNA from Trichoderma atroviride IMI 206040, 333 nucleotides. RefSeq lists its product as uncharacterized. The record is from RefSeq and is a predicted model, not a curated record. NCBI's taxonomy places the organism in Eukaryota, Fungi, Ascomycota, Sordariomycetes, Hypocreales, Hypocreaceae.